GGUGGUGCCGUGGCGCGGUGCUGUGCCGCGCCGUGCCGUGCCGCGCUCUCCUCCCGCUCGCUUCCCUCUGUCCCCCUCUCUCGCUCGCUCUCUCUCCCCCUCCCUCCCUCCCUCGCUCUCUCGCUCUCCCUCUCUCUCUCUUACACUGCCAGCCCCUGAUGUGAUGGCGAAGAAACCCCGUUGACAAGGCACUGCUUUUUCAUGACGUUGUCAUGGAUGAUGACGACGAUGAAUCCUGUCUCCUUGAUCUGAUUGGGGACCCACAGGCGCUGAAUUAUUUUCUACAUGGACCUAGUAGUAAAUCUAGCAAUGAAGACUUGACUAAUGCAGAAUAUUCUGUAGCCAACUCAAAUUCAAUUUUCGCCAACUCCAAUAACACUGAUCCUAAGUCGUCUGUCAAAGGUGUAAGCGGUCAGCUUGGAGAGGGGCCUAGUGAUGGACUGCAGCUGUCCAGUAGCCUUCAGUUUCUUGAAGAUGAACUUGUAUCUUCUCCUUUACCUGAUCUUACUGAGGAUCAGCCUUUUGAUAUUCUUCAGAAGUCCUUGCAGGAGGCAAAUAUUACUGAACAGACUUUGGCAGAAGAGGCAUAUUUGGAUGCCAGUGUAGGUUCCAGCCAACAGUUUGCACAAGCUCAGCUUCAUCCUUCUUCAUCAGCAUCCUUUACUCAGGCUUCUAAUGUUUCUAAUUACUCAGGUCAGACGUUGCAACCUAUAGGAGUUACUCAAGUGGUACAGCAACCUGUUGGAGCAUCUUUUGCAAGCAAUACAGUCGGUGUGCAACAUGGCUUUAUGCAACAUGUCGGAAUUAGUGUUCCCAGCCAGCAUUUGUCUAAUAGCAGCCAGAUUAGUGGUUCUGGGCAGAUACAGCUAAUUGGUUCAUUUAGUAAUCAGCCUUCCAUGAUGACCAUUAAUAACCUUGAUGGAUCUCAGAUUAUACUGAAAGGCAAUGGUCAGCAAACACCUGCGAACAUGAGUAGUGGCCUCUUGGUUCAUAGGCAGACUCCAAAUGGUAACUCACUAUUUGGUAACUCAAAUUCAAGCCCAGUAGCACAACCUGUAACCGUUCCAUUUAACAGCACAAAUUUUCAGACAUCGUUGCCUGUCCAUAAUAUCAUCAUUCAAAGGGGUUUGGCACCAAACUCAAACAAAGUUCCUGUUAAUAUCCAACCAAAGCCUGUCCAGAUGGGUCAGCAGACUGCUUAUAAUGUGAAUAACUUGGGAAUACAGCAACAUCACGUACAGCAAGGGAUUCCGUUUGCUUCUGCAAACUCACCUCAGAGUUCAGUAGUUGGUCCUCAUAUGUCUGUUAAUAUUGUUAAUCAACAAAAUACAAGAAAAUCAGUUACACCUCAGACAGUUAGCAACGCUGGAGGUAGUAUUGUUAUCCAUUCGCCUAUGGGACAGACUCACGCACCUCAAAACCAGUUUCUCAUACCUACAAGUUUGUCUGUUAAUUCCAAUUCAGUUCAUCAUGUCCAGGCCAUAAAUGGACAGAUUCUUCAGACUCAGCCUUCCCAGCUGGUUUCUAGCCAAGUGUCUGCUGAUCAUGUAAUGCUCAACAGGAACUCUACAAACAUGCUAAGAGCCAACCAGUCGUAUUCAGGACAGAUGUUGAAUAAUCAGAACACAGCUGUUCAGCUUGUUUCCGGCCAGACGUUCACAGCUCCUGGAAACCAAGUUAUAGUAAAUCACGGAACUUCACAAAUUGUUGGUGGACAGGUGCCACUGCAGCAGGCAUCACCAACGGUGUUGCAUUUGUCACCCAGUCAAGCUAAUGUUUCUCAAGGUAGAUCGAGUUUUACUACGAUGUCACCUGGUCAGUCUGCAGUCUCAAAUAUGUCAGCUUCUAAUCGAUUCGCUGUUGCAAGUUCUUCUGGUUCAGUACAUCCUGGCUUGGGACCAUCAGUUCAGUCUGUCGCAUCAGGAGGAAACUUCACUGGAGAUCAGCUCACGCAGAACAGAACUCAAGUUCCCGUCAGUGCAUCGCAUCGUCUUCCAGCAUCCUCUUCCAAAUCUAUCAGCACCUUUAGUCACACAUCAGUUGGAGUAACGCAACAACAGUUCUCCUUUGGUCAGAAAAAAGGUAUGAACCAGACAUCACCCGUUUCUGCAUUGAAGACGCAGGAUAAUUUGAGACAGCCUCAGCUGACAAGUCUUCUGAGCAACACACUAUCAGGACAGGACUCUGGAGGAAAAAUCAUACAGCAAUCUCUAGGAACAGCACAGCCACAAGAAAAAGUAAUAGGAUCAUCAUCAGUUCAACAGAGUCUACAGGUGGAUGGUCAUUUAGUUGGGCAGAAAAGACCUGCUGCUAAACAGUUAACUAAAGGAGCUUUUAUUCUGCAGCAAUUACAGAAGGAUCAAGUGCACUCUGUGACACCAGAUAAAAGUCAGUUCAGAUCAUUAAAUGAUGCAGUUCAGAGACUCCUUUCAUACCACGUGUGCCAGGGAGCACUGCCAACAGAGGAAGACUUAAGAAAAGUGGACAGUGAAUUUGAAUCUGUAGCUACCCAGCUUCUGAAGAGGACACAGGCUAUGCUGAACAAGUACAGAUGUUUGCUUAUAGAAGAUGCAAUGCGGAUAAAUCCCUCUGCAGAAAUGGUUAUGAUUGAUAGAAUGUUUAACCAGGAAGAAAGGGCAUCUCUGACCCGGGAUAAGCGUCUUGCACUAGUGGAUCCUGAUGGUUAUCAGGCUGAUUUUUGUUGUUCUGCCAAACAAUUUGAUAAAACAGCGGAAGAAGCACAGUCCAGCAAAAGUGACCAUCAGUCUAGCAAAACAUUACCUUCUCGAAGUCAGACUACCAAAAGCCAAGCCAGAGACCGACCAAAAUCCAGCUCAGCAGAGUCCACAAAUCACAGUAAACUUCCUCUAGUGCCUAACAACAUUCUGACACCACAAGAAGGAGUAGCUUCCACUAAAAAAUCGGAGAGCCUCACUAAAGCUUUAAAGUUUGACAAAGCUAAUUGUUCUUCUGAGGGCCAGUAUGCGGCCCUUUCUGAAGAAAAGAUGGCUGGGAAAGAUCUUGCCAAGUCCACUGAGAAUUCUUCGAGUCCUGAAGACUUGGCAAAAACUGUGUCAAGAGGCGGUCAUGGAACACACAACAAAAUAUCAAGGAACGCAGUUCAGUGUUUCUCAAAGGUAACGUGUAAUAAUUCCCUCCAAGACAAAUCUCUGAGGAGCUCUCCAAAGAACGAGGUUUUGCAUCCUGAUAACAGGAAAAGCUCUGGCGAACCCCAGCAAGACUUACUGCUCAGUAAGAGUUUAGAAACUACAUUUAAAAACAUCUUGGAACUUAAAAAAGCUGGGAGGCAGCCGCAAAACGAGGCAACAAGUAGCGGCUCAGUUGAAUUAGAAUUUCCUAAUUUUUCACCUAUCGCUUCACAGGAAAACUGCCUGGAAAAAUUUAUUCCAGACCACAGUGAAGGUGGUGUAGAAACUGACUCUAUUUUAGAAGCAGCUGUAAAUAGUAUCUUAGAGUGUUAAUAGUUACAGUACCAUGGACAAGUUAUGUUUCUCUUAGCAGAAGCAAAUGUGAAUGACACCACAAGUACAGCCUGACAUGCAUUUAAGGUUAACCUUUCUGAACUAGAUUCUGUUCUGUGUUUGAGAGCAAUACUCAUUGUGGUUACAGUGAGAUAUCCAAGUAAAGUUAAUCCUUGUUAGAAUGCAGUCUGUUAGGGCCUUACUACUUCAAGUAUUACUCCAAUAGUGCUUUUGAUAAUUGUGCAGUACUGCAACCCUAACAAGGUCGCAGGUUGUUAGGCCCUACGUAAUACGGUAAUAUACUGACAAUCACAGUCAUUUGAAACGAUAUAUUUAUUAAGAAAAUGUUUUUAAAAAGUGAUGGAAGCAACAAUUCUCCCCUGCCCUUCUCUUACGUAAAUCAUCAGAUCUUUAGUUUUUCUGGAAAACCCACUGUACCUCUAUUCAGAAGUGAUUAUUUGCUUUGUUAAUGAUUAUGUGUUCUAGGAUUCUUAAGUUGGAAGGAUAUAAUCAGUGUGUUUACAAGGCUUCAUAAUUUAAACUUAAAGUGCUUUUCUAUUGCUUUCUGAGCAGAAACUAGUACUUGAUGAUAUAUUUGUAGUGGGUAACUUUAGUCUGUGGGAUGAUAUUAUAUGAUCUUAGUCACAGUGGCAUGAUAUGAAGUAAUAAAUGCUUGACUAAGGAAGGUAGAACGGAAGCCGGUAAAUGGCAAAGUGUACAGGUUGAGGCCAAGAUAGAGCCAUGAAUUUAUAUAUAUAAUGCAUAUAUAUGUUAACUCUUGAGGAAAAGAUUUUGCAUUUUAUAAUUGGAUGUAGUCAGCCUUGAGUCUUUCUGAAGUGGUAUAAAUGGUGGUGUUUUUUGGUUUAUUUUUUUAUUUUCUUUUCGACCAAGUGUCAAAAGCACUUUUAUUUGAAAACUCUUAUGAUAUUUGUAGCUUAUAUUUUAAGAAGACAUUAGCCUUACUCUGAUUAAAGGCCAGUGUUUAUUUUUUUUUUGUUUUUGCUGUUAGAGAAUGUUAAAUCAUCCACUGUAGCAGUCGUGAUUAUCAAGAUAUGUACAGACCAAAGUCGAUCAGCAAUCCCAUUGUUUAAACAUAUCAAAAAGUGUAUAAUUAUUAAUUCAUAUUGUAGAGCCAAGUGAAACCAUUGCAUGGUUUGUAUUUGGCUUGCUCUCAUGUUAAGAUAGAAUCUUAUUAUUUUAUUUAUUUAUUUUAAUCUAUGACUUAUUUUUUUUUGCUGCCCAUGCUGCUUUUUCCUAGUUUACUUUGGUCAUGAGUGCUUUUGUGCACAUAAGUGCGCUGACAUUUGUCACGUGCAUGUAGUACAUAUGUCUGCUCAGGAGGGUAUCGCUUUGGUGAUUUCUGAGGUAUGCUCAUGUUCUCCCCAGACCUCCGCAAUUUCUCAGACAGAUCAGCAGCCAUUUUCCAGACUUGCUGGUUGCAGUUUCCGUAAUAGAGAGGCUCUUUGUGACAAGCUGUGGUUGUCAGUCAGAUCGCCAGGAAAGAAAACAGUUGGUUUUGCUGUCACGUGAUUCAGUCCAUCUGAACAGCACAAAAGAAAGCAGAAUUGGGUCCUUAUGACAGUAGAGGAUGACAGUGAACCUGUGUGUUGAGCUACAGUCCACUGUCUGACCACUAAAGGAAACCAAAUCUAGAAGCAAUGUGAGAAAGAUGAACUUAAAAUUAAUUUCCCCUUCAACGUGAAUGGAAAUACUGGUUUUGUAUGUUACUAAUUGCCAUUUAAAAAAAUCGUGCCAAUUUCAAAGUACUUGUUUGUAAAAACCCAACAUUCCCAAGUAUUGUAUAAAAUAUUCAAGGUAAUAAUAAGUAUUGCCAGUUUUAAAUUUUUAGUUAGAUGUCUAUAGAAUAGACUCUCAGGUGGUUAGUUGUUUUCUUAUUGGCAAAACUGACAAUAUAGUCUUCACCUAUUGCCUUCUUAGGUUUAAUAAUAUACUUAUGGCUGUGUAUUGUGAUGCGUAUUUUAUUUUGUCGUUUUGGAAAUUUAACCAUUCUAAACUAUCUGGGAAGGAAAACAGCAAGUUACACAGCUGUACGUUAACUAGUUAAAUUUUUCUCUUAUAGGGGGAAAAAAGUGAAGUUGCACAUUCAUUGAUCCAUUUGCUUUUUGUACCACCUCAAAAUGGGUACGGGGUUUCCAGCCUCUCUACAACAACUACAUAGUUGAAGUAUCAGGCUAUGUGUCUUCUAUUGGAUCUCACUUGGGGAUGGGGACAAUGACGUAAAAAAAUGGCAAAUUACAAAAAGUAAUCAUGGUCUAUUUGGUCAGACACAUUUCUCUGAAACGCUUACGAGGGGAACCCAUGAAACAAUCUUAGCAAGAUUAAUCUUAGACUAUUAAUGUUCUGUUGUUCACUCCUUUGAAUUCAGUUCUAAAGGAAUUCUGGUACGUGGUGGAGCGGUAAAUGAAAGAAUUGUAUUUUUGUUGUGCUUAAACAAAGUCUGAAUUUAUUAAUCAUAUGGGCUCAAGUCCAGCAAAGUAUUGUGAAUGUGCAUGACUUGAAACAUGUCUUCAUUAUUUUGCUGGAUCGGCGUUGUGAUUUCAAUGUUAUUUAAUACUGCCUAAUAUUAAAACAAAUUUUAAACUGGCAAUUAAGAAAACUAUGUUCGUUUUGAAGAUAUUAGUAUAAUUUAUCUGUUAGAUUAGGGAGGCCUUACAGACUGACUUCACUUAAAGAGGAUGUGUCACUUAUUGUCAGUGUGGUAUGGACUUUAUUUGCUUAAAUACCUUCAUUUGUAAAGUAUGUCUCACUUGAAAUUGCUUUGUAUACAUUUUGUAAAAAUAUUUAUAAAAUGUUUUGUAAAAAAAAAGUAUAACAAAUUGCAGUUUAUUUUGUUAUGUUGGAUAAAUACUGUUAAAAGACACAAGUCAGUAAAUAUAUUGUUAAUCCAUGGAUAGGAAAUGUUUAGUUGGAGAUUACAAAUUGAAACAACCAUUGCAAUACAGCCAAAGAUUUGGGAAAAAAUGUCUAUCUGUGAUUGUCUUGAUUUAACCAAGUUGAAUAUUUACGUUUCCAAAAGAGGAUUGUUCUCAGUUUUAGGUAAUAUGGUUGCAAAAUAUUCUUACUCCUUUUUAUAAUGCAGCCCUGCUAUAAAUACUUAGUACACCAACUUUCCACACUCUUUACAAAUCUUUCUGAACAUACGCUAUUAGGACUUAGUUUAUGUGGUGUUAUAACUACAUAUAUAAUGUUGAUCUCCAGAUAACAAGGUUGCCAGUGGUUCUUGUCUGUUGCCAUUAGGAAUCUUGCCAUGGUGAGGUUGCUGAGACGUGUUCUCCUUCUCCAGCAUGUUUCCACAAUAUAGAGGCAUCAUCUUCCCGAUACGUCGGGGAGGUGGAAGAAAAGUGAGGGGUUUUGUUGCUCAGCUGGCGCCUCACCCAUGCCACGGAGUUUCUGCGUUGUGCCAGUUGUAUUUGGUUAUAGAUACCUGUGUUUCCAGACUUCCCAUUCCUGCCUUUUGGCUGUGAGAAGAUGCCACAGUUGCUGGUGAUGUUAAUGCUUCUUCCCACUUCCAGAGGAGCGAUGAACUUUUUUUUUGCCGUGGUUGAAUUUUUCCCAAGGUGUGCCGAGGUUCUGAUCUAGUUAAAGCUCUUAUAUUUGGAACUUCAACACUUUAUUUUUGGAGGCUGUGAAAAUGAAGGAUUGGUGAGGCGCUCUGCCUCUCAACUUGGAGUAGGGCCUGCUGUGUUGAAAGGUAGAAGUCUUUCUGGGUAGCAUUGAUCAUUUUGUCAAUGAGACAAAAUAAACAUGCAUUUUGAAUGCUUUUCACACGGAUUCAGGCAGCAACAGCAUGAGUAAAAUCAGUUAUAUAUUAUUUUUAUCUCUGGAUUAGGAUAGCUAGGCAUCUUGGAAUUUUUUUUUCUCCUUAUCAUAUCCCUGUAGAAUUACCAGGCAAACUUUCUGGGUUGAGAAACAUUUGAUGUACCCGUUUACCAUGCAGCUGUCUUCACUUUAGAAUAUCUUUGUUACAAGAACAUGGUGUAUUUUUUUAAUUGCCUUUUGAUAGCAUUUUUUAUGGUGGGGUUCAUUACAUUUAUUCCAACGUUCAAGGCAGAAUUUCUGAAGAUUUUGGGUGUGUCCUUUCUUCUUCAGGAAGUGUUCUCUUUAUAAGCCUUCGCAUUUUCCCUUUAGAAUUCUACACACUUCUUGGAGUUUUCACAAGAAUGUGUUUGUCAGACAUCUUUAAGAAAUUGUCUUCAUGACUUGGGGGUCACUUGUCACUUCGGUUAGAAAAGGUCCUUGCAGAAAAUCGGUGGAGAUCUGAACAGCAGCAGCUCUGGUGCGCAGACACAACGUGCGAUACACAGGUUUCACACUGCGGUAGUGGUGGGUAUACUCGAAGUAGUUUAUAAUGUAUGGAUUGACACUGGUCUUUGCUACUAGUCUUGCAACUAAUUGCUGUAUAGGAAAUUGAAAAAAAUGUAUUCAUAGUAACUAGUUGCAGUAGGUAAAGAAGCAAACUUGAGCAAGCUGGCUCUGUUAGGGAAUUACAAUGACACAGUGUCCUGAUGAACCAAUAUUUUUAGUGUGAAAGUAAAAACCUCUGAAGGUGCCCUGUUGUGUUCUGAGCAUAAAACUCUGCUUUAUUUUUUCCUGAGCUUGAUAUCAUGCAGUUUUGUGGGGACAAACAUUUUACAAGCGGAGGAAGAAGCUAAAUCUGAACCUGAUGCUCUGCUGUAGUAUACGCUUUGCUUGGCCUCUAACUCUGGCUUCUGUUCAGGUGGGUGCCCUUGUUUCUGCACAUGACUGGCCUGGAAUGUAAUGCUCGGUCUUCAUUGCUGCUUUUGCACCGUGGGAUGUUUUGGAGGAAUUUCUUAAAGAAAAGAAAUAGAAUCAUUUAGGUCUGAAGAAACCCUGAAAAUCAUCGAGUCCAGUUGUUGACACUGCCAAGUCAAAUUAAGUGUUCCCAUUUGAAGUAAAUUGUUUCAACUAUAUUAAUGAAAGGACAGCAGCUUUAGAGUUCAGUGCUUUGAAGGGGAAGCAAGCUUACUUAGUCCAUGCUGAUACAUCUCAACAGCUUUUGAUGUUUCAGUUAGCUUUUAUGUCUAUGUAGCUUUUCACUACAUGGUGUAGUCAUACCAGAGGCCACGUUUUCGAAAUUAUCCUGACGUUUUGGCUAUACAAACUCCUUACUCUCAAAUUUUAAUUAACACCUUGUGAAGAUAAUGUUUCAUUCUAGUUUUUUUACCAAGACAGGCUGGUUCUGAUAGAGCUCCACUCUCUCUGCACACCUCUGAGGUGGUGGUAACAUAGACCUACCUCUGACAUUCUUUUCUAAACACCUGGCAUGUAGGGCCUGAUCCACAGUGUGUCGACUCAGUGGAAAGAUGAUUUUCAAUCGAGGAUUGUGGUGGUAGUACUUCUCUUUUAAAAAGUAAAAAUUAAAAAAGCAUCAGAUUUAAUUGAUACAAUACCCUUGGGUGGAAGGCAAUGCAAGGACUCUCAGAUUCUACAGUGAUGACCAUCUCAGCUCUUGGGUAGGUAGCAUUAUAUAACUAAUGCUGUCAUUUAGGGUGAUGAAUUAAUGUUUUCAAAUAAGCAGGCUGCUAAUUUUUUCCUCUAAACGUUAAACACUUUUAACAAUUGCUACACAGUUCUGAAAAUACAAGACUUUGCUCUCUCCUGUGAACUUUGACUCCAGAUGUUCCUACUGAGAUGUGAAACCGUGCAUAAGCCAUGGGGAGAAAUUAUUGCAAGUAGUAAACGGCAAGUAAGUGGUACGGUGACUGGAAUUUAAAAAGUGAGGCAAAAUUGUGUCUGUAUUGUUGUGGUCAAAGCAGAAGUUCAGCAGCUGACAUUAAAUUCAGAAAUUGCAAAUUGUGAAGUUUAAUUGGAGAAGUACGAGGUUGAAAUCAUUAAUGCAUGUAGUUCCCGAGCUGUAUCUCAACAACUGGAUCCUCAUCAACUUCAAGUUCUGGGAAUUCAGAGGUAUUAAAAAUUGACAACUUUUUUUUCAGAUGGCACAUAAAGACUCUGGGAAAAGGUCCUUGUUUUUUAAACUUUUCAUGUAAUUUCUAAAGCUGUGUGAUAACGAAUUAUGCUCUUGUUUUUGUGGGUGGAUUCCGUUUGCAAACAGGCAGCUAUCAGCUUCAGGAGAGCUGCGUGCAGCGUGUGUUUGUGUACAGAAAAAGCCAGUCAAAGAAAAUUUGGCCCAGUUUGGCUUCAGUGGUUAUUAUUGGAAGUCAAGGGUAUAAAUAUGGGAAUUUAGAUGCUUUUCUUACACUGCACAUUCAGCCACUGGGCCAGCAAAGAGAAAAUAAGUAUAUAAAUGUUAUUUUUGUUCUCUUUAGAGUACUUUUAAGUGAUGUGAACAAGAAUAUUUCUGCACUAAUACUGAACUUGAAUAACUUUAAAAAUCCAGUUUGAAGCUGGUUUCAUCUCAGAUUAGAACUUCUUCCAAAAUGUUACUCCAAAAUACAAUCAUACACUGAAACUAUAUUUCAAUUAUGUAAUAGAUGUUUUAGGCUCUUUUUUUUUCCAGCCGUGCUGUGUUUGGUGCACGUGUGGUGCGUGUCCUUGGCGUGAGCAGCAGCAGAGAGCGGCGCUGUUGGAAACCUCCUGUCCUUCAUUGCACAGCCUGAUGUUGGUAGGUGUACCUGAGCCUGGAAAACGCAAACGGAAUAAAAAUACAUGUGGUUCAAAUUACAGGGGUUGAACAAUUGCACCUUGCUUUCAAGGCAAAAUUAAUUGCGAAAUAGGGGAUUUGGGAGGCCCGUAUUAACAGGGACCAGUACCAGACCAGUCUGCGGUGCCUGCCAGGGGCUGGAUACGCAGUGCCCAGGAACAGUGCUCAGAAACUUGUGUGUGCAGGGAGGGAAAUGCAGGGGAAGCUGGAGAAGAUGAGGCUUCACAGUCUGGAAAAGAUGAGCAGGAAGGCAGGUAAGUGUGUGUGUGGGGGGCUGGAUUUUGUGGGGACCUUUGAGAUUUGAAUGGCUACCCUUGAUUUUAGAAACACAGGAUGUAUUCCACACACAGGAGAUUGGAGUACAUCCAUUUCUGUAUUAGAUCACGUAAUUAACAUUUUAAAAAAUUAUUAAACACAUUGUCUUUUUUCCUUCCCCUUGCAUCUCUGAAAAUGUCUGGAUGACAGUGAGUGAAGAAUGAAUUAACAAUGUAGUGAAUAUUCUUCUUGGAUGUAGAUUUGUGUAUCUUACUAGUGCAAAGAUGAGCUCAACACAGUUUGAAUGCUGAUUGUGAAAGAACAUUGAUAAUGCACAAGGUCUGGUUUUAAAUUGAGCAAGAACAUGACUAAAAAUGGUGAGUGAACUCCAAAAUAAUAAGCGUUUUCAUGAUACUGAAUGAGCAUCAUUGCAGUGUAAUCCUUACCAAGAGCUAAGGAAGGCGAGGAAUCUAUUUGCUACUAUGCUGCUUUUUUUUCUGGGGUUAAAUUUUCCCCACUUAGAGCUUGAGUUUUUAGUGAAAACUUAACACGACCUUAUGACAUCUGUAAUAAUUAGUAUUCAAUUUAUGAGAACACAUUAUGUUAGUCUUGCGUAUUAAGGAGGGCAAUUUUAAUUGUGACAACGAGCCUGAGCAUUAAGGCUUCCCAAGGAUUUGCAGGCCUGCUUUUUGUGUGAGUUGAAUUCCACCACAAUUGAGUUUGUCAAAGCCAGAAGAGAGGUGCCACACAGCUCUGGUUUUUGUUGUUUUAUCCUUUGUCAAUCAAAUCUGAAGCCCCUAAGCAAAUCAGCAUUCUCAGAUACUUCCAGCCUUAAGUCACUUUGACCUGUUUCUGCAGCAGUGUUAUGUCAGAGACCGCCUGAUUUAUUUCAUAGCUGUUGUGAUCAACCAAGCUCCUACAAAUAAUCGUAACUGUUUUAUCUAUACUCCCGUUUUCCUUAAGCGAGAUGUAAUAACUUCUGGGGAAUUUAAUUUUAUGUCUUUAAUUUGUAAACUCUACAGCCGAGAGACUCCCUUUGCCAUUUGCCUGCAGGUGUGUUUAGCAUCCGCCCCAAGCAGGGUGAAGGGAUUUUCUUUCUGACCUUGCUAGCUAGCUACUAAUCCAGAUACCAAGACAAGAUCACUGGUGACAACGAAAACUGGAAAUUUGAUUUUUUAAAUUAUUAUUAUAUUUUUUUUUAAUUCUGCCACGCUCUUUCAGAGCAGAAGGUGCUAAUAGCAGUUUUAUGACUACAACUCUGGUACCAGGGUCCAGGCACGAAAAGAAUGUGAGACUGAAGGUUGGAGUUAACCAUGCCACUAAUGGUGAGACCAAGUUAAAGGAGCCUCAAAACGUUAUAGGCAAAUAUAGUUCUGUUUGUCUGUACUGCAAUCCAAAGGCAAGAACUGACUUGAAAUCCAGUUUUGUGUAUAGAGAGGAAGAGGAGAAGGAACAGACAUAAAUUGUUAAAGGUCAAUUGCUUUUCAGAACAGCAGAAAAAUGAGGAUUUUUGUUUACAUUUUGCUUCCCCUUUACUUAACAAGGCUGCAGGAACUUUGGCGUUGGUGAGUUGCCUUAGUCUUCUGUAAAAGGUUUAAAAAAAGAAAAGAGAGGGUGGAAAAGACAAUACUCAGCUGUGUGUGUCCAUUCCAGGGGUAGUUCAGUAACAUCAGGUUCUGUGGAAAUAAACAGUAGGUUUCAAUUGUCCGCUGCUUAUUAUCACCCAAAUUUGAUUUGCACGCUCUUCAAAGGGACUCAUAUCUUUCCAUUUAGUUGUUUGUUUCAGUGUGAUGAAUCUUUAAUUCAAACCAAUUGUGAGUCCAUUUCCAACUGGAAAAAAAAUGCAAAGAAUGUGUUUAUCCUCAGUCAUAUCAGUGUCUCUCUUUAGUUUUAUAUGUGUGGUGAUUCGUGGCCUCAGUGGGGAGGUGAAUUUGUGUCAAUUUGUGAAUUGGCUUUGCCUGUUUGGCAAGUUUGUAAAGGGUUUGGUCAGUUGUAGAGAGGCUUAAAUAAUUGUGCAUAAUGAAAUGGUUCUGGUGGGCUUUGAGUAAGUUUUAAAGUUAUACAGAUGUAACAAUAUCUCAUUCUGAGUACAUUUUUUGUCCAGAUAUUAUUUUCCCUUAUGCAAGAUCAGGUCAGUUGGUCCUUUGCAUGCACAUUUUUUCUAUUCCUGUAAUUUUCUUUUUAAUCUUUAUAGGCAGGCUAUUUUUUCCUCUCUCUGUAGUGACACAGCCUAAUGUCUCUGAGGGCAUUGAAAUAAUGUUUGCAUGCCUUUCCUCCACCAAAAGCAUCAACUACAAAAUACAGGCCUGUAAUGAGAAAACAAGGCAAUUUAAGAAAUGUCUGAUGCAAUGAUUGAUUGAUUGAGUAGAUGUUGAGCAUGACCUUAGAAAUCUUGCAAUGUUCUGUCAUUUGGACAUUGUUCUGGGCAACUGUCUCUAGGUGACCCUGCUUGGGCAGGGGUCUUUGACAAGAUGACCUACAAUAGUCCCUUGCAACCUCAACUGUUCUGUGAUUCUGCACCAAUAAUAUUUAGCAAAAAUUUUGAAGAAAGUAUAAUAGUGUAUAGUACUAAAUGUAACUUUGGUUUCACUGAUGGCGGUUUUGAAUUUCACUUUUUGGGGUCACACAGGUGACGAUAUUGAAAAAUACAUUGCUUGCAGUUCUUCAUGACCUAGACAGUGAAUACAUCAUCAGAAGCAUGUUAAAAGAUUGUUACUGGUCGCAUGCUUAGUAUUUUAGAAAAAAACACCAGAAUUAUAGGUGCCUGUAAGACUAUUUAUCCUGCUUAAAGGGAGCAUAUUUUUAAUUUUUGUGUUCUCAUAGAUAAGUGCUGGGAACAUAUUAGCACUGUGCAAGUGUUGUACAGUGCAUUCACGUGCUUGCACACACUCACCACAUUCUAACCUUUUGGACCUGUAAUUAUCCUUGGCUGUCAGACAGCUUUUUAAUUACGUGACGCAUGGUCUUUUUCUGAGGAUGCCUUUCUCAUUGCACAGGACAGCUCAGGUACCUUCUGCUGUAGUCAGGUCUAUCUAAAGGCUCGUCUACAUGCUAUGUGAAAGUUACACCAUGCCUAAUGAGGCCAAAGCCCCAUGCGAGCAGUAUCUCCAGUUCCUGGGUGAGAGUCUGUCCCCAGCAGAAUGCUGAGCAUCCAUUCCGGCUUCCUUGACCUCCUCCAGGAAUCAAGCUCUGUCCUCCCAUUGACUCCACUGGGAAGACAGCACCGACCUCCAGGAUCCCUGAGUAUUCCCAGUACACAUCUUUGUGAAGCCAAAACAGCAACUGGUAGUAAAUAGGCGUCGUCUUUAGCAGAGCUGGCUCCUGAGGAUUUCCCAAACGCCACAGCUGCUGGUCCUCUCUGGGGAGCCUGCUGUGUGCUAUGGCUUGUGACUCCAGGCAGUCAUAAAGUGCUCGCUAGAUGGGGUAAAUGCUCUUCAUUUUAACAGGCCUUGCCUGUUUUCCCAUUAAAAGCACUGGAUAUCCAUCCUCACCGACGGUCUCUGCCAGUUAUCUGGUGUACCAUCUGCUCCUGCGGUAGCUGCCAGCUUCCCCCUGGAGAGCAGUCUUGAUCUCUUCCUUCAGCUGAUGGUGAAAGCAGCGCUGGCACCUUCUUUCUGAGCACAGAGAGCAAACUUAGAAGAUCCUUAUUCAGACCUUUGAGCCUCUGCUUCUUUUCUGCACCUUGGAAUCAGUCUUUCUGAUUAAAAGAUUAUUAUUUAUUUAGCGCCUUUGUGCUGUAAUGACUCCGGCCAAAGAGCAAUCUGCCAUCCAGCUGGCUGAGCACUUCACAGCCACAGCAGGGAAAAGGGUAAAUCCAAUCAGGGAAGUGCUGCCUGUAAAGCUGGUUGAGAACUCGUUAGCGAGCCCUGCUAAGUGUUAACAGCUAUUUACAGUUGCAUGUAGCUUUGGUGCAGAUUCUUGCAAAAAAUGGUAUUAAGACUGUGCUCUCCUCUUUCCUCUUGUGCAGGCCCGGCUGCCCUGAGCACCCACUGCAGUGGUCCAGCCUCCUCCGUCCUCAGCUGAGUGAGGGGGUUUAGGCUUAAAUCACUUGUACCUCUGAAUGAUUAGAUUGGGUAUUAGGGAAAAUUUCUUUACGGAAAGGGUUUUCAUGCACUGGAACAGGCUGCCCAGGGAGGUGGUUGAGUCAUCAUCCCUGGAAGGGUUUAAAUGAUAUAUAGAUGAAGUUCUUAGGGACAUGGUUUAGUGUCAGUGUUAGGUUAAUGGUUGGACUCGAUGAUCUUAAAAGUCUCUUCCAACCAAAAUGAUUCUAUAAUGAGUAUUUGGGAGUGUUUUUUAUUAAUUUUUAUUUUCCCAAGAGAAGGAAGAAGGAAUUGGGGGCAAGUAAACACUAGAAUCUGGGGAAAAGCUAAAUUUUGCAGACCCAUUUUUGUUUGUAUUUUUGCCUGCUUUUCAGCAAGAAAUAGCAUGUACAGAUUCUGUAAGCAGACAGACACAAUAGUACUGCGAAGUGUGAAUUUCUCCCAGCUGUCUUAAUGGAGUGUUGAUUUUAGAACGGAAUUUCACUGCUGCUUGCUGUGCAAUUAUCACCCAGUUAAUACAUUUGGUUAGUUCAGCUAUGGGGUACCACACUUUGUGUUGGGGUGGGUGUCAGUAUGGACAUGUUAAUGAAAAUAUCUGUUUAAGAUGAGUAGUCAAAAAGCAAACAGAAACAAAGGCUGUGGAAGCAGGAAUAAACCAGGAAAAGCUGGUCAUACUGUAAUUCAAUAAAAAUUAAAUUGAAUAAAGUGUUAAUUUCUGUUAUGCCCCCAAAAAAGCCAGGGUAAAAA
Molecule: messenger RNA, 15167 nt
Organism: Columba livia (rock pigeon)
Lineage: Eukaryota; Metazoa; Chordata; Aves; Columbiformes; Columbidae
Gene: BICRAL
Product: BICRA like chromatin remodeling complex associated protein
Exons: 12
Coding region: 213-3482 (1089 amino acids)
Biological process (GO): positive regulation of DNA-templated transcription
Cellular component (GO): SWI/SNF complex
Source: RefSeq, a predicted model, not a curated record